GAGAAAUAAUUAAAUGAAUGGUGAACGAGCGAAAUAGGGAUACGUUCGAGUGGAAAUUAUGGCCAGGCCAGUCGCCAUGUAGAUUUUUUCGGUGUGUGACUGUGGGUGUAGUGUAUUGUCUCGAUUUGUCAAACGCUUCAAUGAUUAUUAUUUUCAAGUGAACGUAAAAAUGGUGCAAAAAUCUGUUUAACUAUUCCAAUCGUGAUGUUUCUCAUCAGAAAUGGACAUCUCUUUGUGGUGGUGAACGUUUAAAGUGCAGUGAAGGCAGAUAAUAAAUUGGUGGGGGGCUGCUGAAAUACUACGAUAGGAUAGUAACAACGUUUUACAACUAUUUAUGUGUCGUUCGGGUUCAGGCGCCCAUAAAAUUUCUCAUCUCGGUGCGGGCGAGACUGACAUCCAUUUUGUUUUAUUAUGUGGUUUGGUUGUUUACACUGCAUCGUGCUCUCUACAAUGGAAAGCGACGGUUUCAAUUUGCGAGCUAUGAGCGGCCCGUGGUAGCGGCGGGGUGAUGCAGCGCGCUCACCUGGGCGGCGCCUUGCAGCCGCAGCCGACCGCGCCCCGGCCGCUCUACCGCUCGCAGCACAUCUACCCGGACAUUGAUGAGCAGAUACCAGCAUCUGUAAUCAGCAGUGUGGGUACGGUGAGCUUGUCGCAAUCGACGACCAACCUGACGCCCACAAUAGCGAUGGCCAAUCCGACCAACCCCGGCAACGCGAGCAGCAACCAAGCGCAGACACCGGUGCGGAACCUACCCAAGAAACGGAAAUUCGAUCCGUCCGAGUUGGAGGAAAUCGAACGGAGCUGCAUCACCAGUAUACCCGAGCGGACGUGUAUCACAGUGUCCGUGUCAGCUCCUGUUGACUACCCGGCGCCUACGUACCAAGCGACGAUACUCCAACCGUCGCCAAUAGUGCAACGGUCGUCGCCGCACGAGUUCCACUACCCUAAUGUGGAUUUGUCCGAAUGGCGGGACCACAGGAUCUUGGCCAAGCAACGCGGGCUAUACAUACCGGGUGUGAUACGCCAAGCUGACGGGUGCAAAGUGGUUGUGGAACUUGAUGGACAGGAGAAUGAGCCGAUCGAGUACAGUGAUAUAUUCGGUGGGAACAAAUAUGAUGUGAUCAGUGAUGCGAGCCCACAACUGAGUCAUUUGUUGAUAGGCUCGCCGUGUGUUGUUAGGACUACGGACCCCAGCCGGGAGAGUGUGCAAAAUGUGUUCGUUGAGGGACUUGUGUUCGAAGUACUCAGUUCGCCUAUUAGGAUCAGGGUUAAGGUGGCAGACGGCGAGAGCAUCUGCAAGGAGACGGUGGAGGUGAAGCGCGCUGACAUCCGCCUGCUGCAGCCGCCCUGGGCUGACGAGCUGGAGGACGCCGGCUCGCACGCCUCGCCCGCGCUCAUGGGCGGCCACAACAUGAGGGUCCAGCACGUCUCCUCAGGCCCGCAAUGUAUCACAUUGCAGUACACGCUGGGCGGUGACCACUUUGUGACGUCAUCGCCCAUGCCCAGCUCGCAGAUGGUGACGGUGGGCGCGCUGUCCAACGGCUCGCGGCCCUUCGACGACUACGGCGAGAGCGACGACGACCUGCCCAGUGAAAACAUCAUGUUCCCCACUGACUCUUCGCAUAUGGAUUGCAGUAAUAGCAAGCGAAGUAGUCUCCAAAGCAGAGGCAGCACAUCCAGUCUCAUUGAAGGCAGCCUCACACCACGAUCUCAACCCCCCACUCCUAGAUCUCAAGCGGCGACCCCGCAUAAAUACAAGAAGGGCGACGUAGUGUCAACACCCACUGGUAUACGGAAGAAGUUCAACGGCAAACAGUGGCGGCGGCUGUGCUCCAAGGACGGCUGCACCAAGGAGAGCCAGCGCAGGGGGUUCUGUUCGCGCCACCUGUCCCUCAGGGGCGUCACCAGGUCGUCUAACACGCCGCUCGCACAGGGCUCCGCUCAUACGCCGCAGCAAAGAAGCAGCAGCAAAUCGUUGUCGUCGAGCGGCACGGGCGUGGAGGGGGACGAGACGUCGCGCGAGUCGGACACCACGCCGCCCAACUACCGUCGGUUCGACCCCGACGAGACCGAGGCUGCUAACAUGCUGGUGUCGCUAGGCAGCUCGCGGUCGGGUAGCCCAGGCGCGUCGCCGGUGGGAGGUUCGCCAGUGCUGCGCGGAAACGUAUUCGUGCCCAUCUCCUCGCCGCAGCCGCCGCACGCGCCCACCUACCACCACCUAAUCAGGCCAGAAUUGGUGCGACCAAUUAGAACGCGGUCGCCAGUAGGCAGCGUGGCGACCAGUGUCAUCAGGGUAUCUCCAGCGCCGACCUACCACUACCAGGUAGACAAUCGCAACGGGCCGUCCACUCUACAGUCCACGCAAGCGAGCACAGCCGGCCUCCAACCUUCCACUCUCAACAUACAGAGCACGAUACAGAGCAACUUAAAUGCACCAACCACCAUGCAAUCAUCCCUAAACCUGCCUACCAGCAUCUCCAUAAUAAACAGCAUCAAUAGCCAGAGUCUUACCAGCAUACCCUCCAUACGGACAAACAAAGUCGAUGAAAUCCCACACAAUUUAGUCGUACAACGUAUGCCCACAACGAAUGGAUUCGACUUAGAGCACAUAUACAGGAAUCCAUUACGAAGAAACGGUAUGCAGGAUCAGUAUCGACGAGAGACGGAUUCAUCACCUUUGAACAACCAUGAAAAUUUUGUGAAUAGACGGGUCUCGGAGUAUGACGAGGAGGACCAUUCGGUGCCUCAGACUGACCACAUCGGCCGUGAUGCUCGGCCUCUAGAACUCUCCGAGGCUCGCUUGUUGGAUGACAAGAGGAUCAUAAAGCCGGCCCCACUGCAAGCUCGGUUGGUGUCACUGGUGGAGACGGAUGUGAAGGAACCGAUGAAGAGGUUCUAUGUCCUUCCGUCGAACACUUUGGAAAAGAAGAUUGUGUUCAUUAAAAACGAACCAUCUGAACCUGUUCAGAUAGAGCAUAAACAACACCAGUUGCCUCAACAACUUAACAACAAUAUUGAGCCAGAACACCCACAACCAGAACAACGCACCAUGGACAACGGAGAUCACGUAAAUAAUGUAAACAGCAGUGCAGUGAUUGUCCGUCCCAGUCAGCUUCUACCUGUACUGCCACCCCCUACUUCGCAUACUGCGAUUAUUGUAUCAACAAGCGGUGUAUCCAACGCGGUGUUCCCGUGGCAGUCCCUGGUGCCACUGUUCCGCGCGAGCUCCCCGCCCGCCGCGCCCGCGCCCGCGCCGCCCUCGCCGCGCACCCCGCGCACGCCCCACACCCCGCACACGCCCCACACCCCGCACACGCCGCACACGCCGCACAUCAAGACUGAGGACCAGAUCAAGACUGAAGAUGGCGUCACGUCAAUGUGCACGGACGAAGACGACGAAGUGUUCGAGUGCGAGGAUGCCGGCGACAGCAGCAGGCGCUCGCAGAGCCUCUCCGCGCUCAACCAACAAACCGCCGGCCAGGAAAAAAAGGAGCGUCGCAUCAGACGUCCCAUGAACGCGUUCAUGAUAUUCUCGAAGCGCCACCGUCAGAUGGUGCACCAGCUGCACCCCAACCAGGACAACCGCACCGUCAGCAAGAUCCUCGGCGAGUGGUGGUACUCGCUCAAGCCUGAGGAGAAGCAGAAGUACAAUGAGCUGGCUAGUGAGGUAAAGGAAGCUCACUUCAAGGCACACCCGGAGUGGAAAUGGUGCAACAAAGAUCGACGCAAGUCCUCGAGCAGUAGAGACCCUACUGGUUCUAUGCCACAGAGCCCCCGCACGCCGUCAGAGGGGCCGAACCCUUGCGUUCCGACGAGCGGAGCGGAAAUGUCGAUCAGUACACCGCAGUACAACCACGUUGGGUCGCCGCAGCUUAGCGACGAUGAACCUAUGCAAAUAAGUCAAACGAUAGAAGAGUCAGCCCCGCUCCAGAACAUAGAGAUAGACCUCAAAUGCGGAGAGAAGGUCACAGACUCCGACUCGGAAGGUUUGGACGCGCGAGACUACCUGCCUCACCACGACCACACGAGGCGGCCUAAAGCUAUCAAAGCCAGGGCUGGUUCAUCUGACAAUCUUCUGGGAGCAAUCACAGCCUCCAGUCCGGGUGGAUCCAAAGUAUUCCAACCUACAGGCGGUGCUUUUAAAUCCACACACGCUGAUACUGGCGAUAACCACAGACAAUGGACCGCGUUCACGUCAAUAAACAAACCGAACAUGAACCACGUUCCGAAUUCGCCUCACCCGUCCCAGUCGCUGACGACCAACACGCAGAGCCUGACCAACAGCGUGCAAGGCAUAUCGCUGGGCACGCCCAACAUGACCACACAAGAAGCGUUGGACAACGCCAUCGCGUCGAUAAUAAGCCCCACCACUAGUGGCGUGCAAGUGCUGUCGAUACCCAACGCAUCGAUGCCCAACACAUCGAUGUCCAACACGUCGAUGACCAACGCUUCGAUGAUCAACACUCCGACGACUGCAUCGCUUAAUAACACGUUUUUGAAGAGCGUCACUCUGGUCAAGAGAAAUAUUGGGGACAAUGCCACAGGUCCAAUAACCCUAUCAGUGGACGCGUCCGGCAACCUCGUGAUAAAGACGAGCCAAGCGGAUAACCAGCAGAGCGAUGCUCAGCCGCUGCACUGUGUGCAGUUGCAGAGGCUCUACGUGCCUUUUACCUCUGAUACGGACAUCAAUAAGAACCAGAGUCAAAACAUGCCUAGUGGUCAGUCUGUGAUCGUGUCGCAAAACAAUAACCACACAGUGCCGAAAACAAAUACGCAAUGGGACACCCCUAUGGAAGAGACCCGGCCGUUCCCCCUGGCGCCUACACCAGCCCAGCUGGGCAAAGCACCUUUACAGAAGAGACUUAGUCGAGGUACGUCGACCGGUUCGACGGGCGGUUGCGAACCCAACAUACCACGCUCAGAGAGUGGGCCCACCACUCCGCACGAUAUCGUGGAGCCGCUGCAAUCGCCUAAGAAGAUGGAGAACCUACCGAGUCCUUCGUCAAAGAAGUGCCUCUUCAAGAAAGGCAACGAGGAUGGACGGGAUAGGGUGCUGGAGACGGUGAACUUUGAGCAGAAGUUCAGCACGUUGCCGCAGUUCAAGCCGGAGGCGUGCAGCCCCAGCGCGUGCGUGGUGCCGCGCAGCCCGCAGCUGUACGUGCGCAAGAAACACAAGAGCGCUCUGGAUGAAGAAGCGACGGUGGUAACACCACAGAUCGAGGCGGAAGUGAUGAACGGGAACGGCAUGCCCACACCGCACUCCUACGGCACGCCGCACAAGCUAGUGGGGAACACUUUCUUCGGGCCCGACUUCAACCUCGACAGCUUUAGAGUGGCGGAGAGCAUGGAGGAGAUGUCGCCGCGCACGCCGUGCUCGGCGGCGGGCGCGGGCGCGCGCGGCGAGGCGGGCCACCGGCGCGUGCUCGAGCAGCGGCGCCACCUGGUCAUGAAGCUGUUCCAGGAGCAGGGCAUGUUCCCCACCACGCAGGCCACCUCGCAAUUCCAGGCGGCGCACACAGACAUAUUCCCGACGAAGACGUCGUUGCAACUGAAGAUACGCGAGGUGCGCCAGAAGGUGAUGGCGCACACCACCAACCUGACGCCGCACUCGGAGGUCAACACACCUACCAAUGUAAACUCGCCGAUAGUGUCGGGCGCGUUGCAGCCAACGUCGACGGCCAGUUAGCGAUACGGCUACACCAUCUCCAUUGUGGUGCGAGAGUAGACAGCAGAUCACUUGUAUUAAUCACUUCUUAACACUUUACAGUACAUUACAUAUAGCACGUGCGGGUUAACGUGACACCUGACAGAGUACAGAGUGCCUAGUGGGAGUUUUCAAUGUUUACAUACUGUGACUAUCGCGUAAACGUAAACGCGAAUGGGGAUGAUGAAUGGGUUUGUUGUUGAUUUAGAGACAUUAUGUUAAAUGAGGUCAAUAUUAACUAAUUUAUACAUAAAAAGCAAAAAUUGUUUUAAAAAAUAUUUGCAAAAUAAAUAAGAUUAUAAAAUUUCAAAAUGUACUAAAAUUCUUUUACCGUAAUUAGAUGAAAAAUCAUACAGUUUUAGCUUCCUUACAUUAAACGUGACAUUUUUCAAUAUCUGAACUAUAAACAUAAACGCACAAAUAACAUAGAUAUUUGUAAUUUUGUUGAAAUCUAACGAUCAGCGAGCCAACUACGUCAAUAAUUCGUGUCAUUUUGUAUGGAGCGUUUUUCUGGGAUCCGCAGCAGCGCCGCAAAUCAGACCCUAUAAAUCCAUGUGUAUCCGAAAGUAAUGAUCGCAGAUACCCUGUUACUUUUACAGGACUGCUUUACUAUUAGCAUACUUUUAAUUUAUAUACAAUUUAAAAAACUGUCACAUCCCUAUUUCUAAGGAAUUAAAACAGUUGUGCAGUAUUGUCACUAGGUGGCGCUGUUUCAAUCCUUAGAAAUUCGCGUUUGCGUUUAUGCGCUCGUCACAAUAUGAAAACAUUGAAAACUCCUACUGGGCACUCUGUGUUUGUAUGGUUGUGUUUGUAAACAGAGGGCCUAGUGGCAGUUUGAUACUGUUACUAUCGCGUUAACGUAAACGCGAAUUUCUAAGGAAUUGAAACAGCGCCAUCUAGUGGCACUACUGCACAACUGUUUCAAUUCCAUAUGAAUUCGCGUUUACGUCAACGCGAUCGUAACAUUAUGAAAAUAUUGAAAACUCCCACUAGGCACACUGGUGUCAAGUUAAUGCACACGAGUUGUGUAUUAAGUUUUGUUGUUGUAUGAUACAAAUGUCAAAUCGCCGUCAAAGCGGGACCAUACCAAUUUCAUCUAGUGUUUUAAUGCUUAUACUUGUCGAACAAGUCUCACUUGAUGUUAAGUGUCACAAUCAUCACAAUCAGCCUGUUUUAGAGUUCUACUGCUGGCCUUAAGUUAGCGAAUAACUUAGUCUUUAUUGAUGAACGUGAGAAAUGUCAUACUAUUGGUUAUGCCGUGGCAGUUUCCACCAUAUCCUAUCCCUAUUGCUGGCAAUGCUAUUCGAUUUAACAUUCAGAACAACGGUAAAAAAAACAUACAGCCGAACAUAGAACCUCCUUUUUGGAAGUUGGUUAAAAAUCCGAAAGCUUAUUUUGAGCAAGUUUUAACUUUCACUUGACAUCAGGUGAGAAUCGCAGUAUUGUAUUAAAUAGUUAGCAGUAAUGUUACUGUUAUCCAUUGAUUCAUAAAUGGUUGAUAUAAGGUCGAAAAUAAUGGACAUUUGCUAAGGUCUUAUUAAGUCAUUUUAGCAGGAACUCAGACCAAUUAUUGUGUAGGACCUGCCUCGCUAGACGUUACUUUUCUGUCAAAGUAUAUGAUCAACGAUCUAAUGUGAUUAUAAAAACUGUCCCUAUAGAAUCGAUGUUAAAUAUCUGUAAUCGUGUUCGUCUGUUAAGCUCCGUAAAAAUAUCCUUUUUGUGCAAUUGAAUUGUGUAAAAAACGGGCAAAAACUUCUAGUUUAGUAUAAGAUAUAUACCAAAUCUAAGCCCGUUUUCCUCAGAAAAUGACAAUUUUGUUCGUGACUAUGAGUGCGAUACAGGUCCUUCUAUAAUUGGUCUGAGAGCAGGAAACUCGGUUCCACCAUUUGUAUUAGAAUUAUAGUGAUCCAUUGUCAUUCAAUAACAUGAAUUGUGUGAAAAGUUGAUAGUUUUGUUAGAUUUCAUAGUUUUUGGUUGUGAAGUUUUGGAGUUGUUGAAACGAUCUGCGUCUACAGAAUUUGUGCAAUGGAGUUGAGAACAUAUACCUAAUGUGACAUAGUUGUAAUAGACCAAGAGACGCCGUACGAAAUGUUAACUCGUUAAAAUCACUGGACAUUUCGUUCAUCAGCUCUUUGGCUAAUGUGAGAUUUAAUGUCGAAAAUGCCUAGUUGCAUUUAAUUGUAGAAAUUUUGCGUUAUACACGCACUAAUUGGUAAAAAUGUUAUUUACUAUAAAGGUUACAUUUAAAAAAAUAUAAAAUUGAGAAAAAUAAAUAAAAAAUUGAGUGCGAAUGUGUUUGCAUUGAUGUGAGAUGUAUUUAGUAUUAGGGACGUACGACCUAUUUUACAAUUGACCUAUUUAGAAAUCGGUUUUAACGUACGUGAUGUAUGAUAACCAUUCACCGAUCUUUGCCUGAUCAAAAGGAAAUAAAAGAAAAAAAAAACAAUAAAUUGCAUUCUUUUGUUAGUAGUCCAUUGAAGUGUUACAUUUUUAGGCCUUACCCUGCGUUUGUAAGAGGACGCAAUUUUUUUUUUUUUUUUGUGUGUAGGGGGGUCAUUGGAAGGUAAAAUCAAGUUUGUUGGGUCGCCAUUUCAACCCCUAUUUUCAAGAUGGCGGCCGUGACAAGGGUGGAGACCCCACAAUAUUGAAUUUAGCGUUCCAUUGACCUACGUGUCAAAAAAAUAAAGUUACGUCCUCUAAAAACGCAAAUGUAACUUUUCAAUAGACCACAGCCAUAUUUAAAAUGUCUUUACGUGUCUAUAGAAGUUAAGAUGUCGGAAAAAUCGUUUAUUCUAAAGAAGUCAAUAAUAAAAUAGGUCUCCGCGCACUUAUGACUUUCAUAUUUUAUACAUAUUAAUAUAAUAAGCACAUUAUGUAUUUUCAAUUGACACAUUUUAGUUUUCGUAGUUAUCCGAGUUUAAGAUUUUACUGUACUAUAAACUAUUUUAAUGUGGGCGAUGCAGAGUUGCGUUACAUUGACUGACACUGAAAAUUAAAAAAAAAAUCUAACAAUGUUCGCUAAACCUCCCACUCUCGACCGAGUAACUCUAAUAGAUACUGUUGUAUUCUAUUUUAUGAUGAAAUUUGGGCUUUAAUUAUUGUAUCGUAGACAGGACUUAUACGUAUACUUAACGUAGAUGGGGGUCCCAAGGUGCGCCGAACCGAAAAGCGCAGUGUUGGUCGACCCCCCACUAGAUGGACCGAAGACAUCAAGCGGGUUGCAGGGAGCCGCUGGAUGCUGGCGGCUCGAGACCGUUUUGUUAGGAAGUCCAUGCAAGAGGCCUAUGUCCAGCAGUGGACUUCCAUCGGCUGAUAAUGAUGCGACUUUCGUGUAGUUUAUUUACACUAACGCGCUUGUCUUUUCUUAGGGGGCUCGCACACUAGGCAUUCACGACCACGACCCGAAUGAAUGAAGUCAUCGCUAGAACAGAUCGUUAGAUUUCAACGAAGUUACGAUUAUUUUUGUUAUUAGCGCGUUUAUGUUUACACUUCAAACAAUGAGAUAUGUCGCAUUGGAUGUAAGGAAGCUAAAACACUUAUCUUUUUUUACGUAUUGCUUGGUCGCACCGAAUAGUCGUGCCUUUUUAACAAUUUACCUGGUGGCCUAUUCCCUAUUUUGGUCUUUAUUUAAUUUUUAUAAAUAAACAUCAAUACAAUUGACAAAAUGUCAUUUACCUACUGUAUGAUAUCCACCAGUAAGCACAGUUACAUUAGUAACAUUUGUUACAUGAAAUCUCAAUUUACGUAGCGUACAUGUCAUCUAGCACAGAUAGUGAAUUAGUCUGUCGGUUGUGGCUGCCUAAUGUGCGAGCUGCCUUACAACCAGUACAAUCAAAGCAAACUUGUCAUCAAAAAAUAUGAAAUCGUCAUCAAUAGAACAUCAUAAUUGAUGCGGCUUUCGCUUUAGAACGUGGGUCAGGAUAUUUUCAAAUUACAAAAAAAAAAUAACACAAAUAUUCAUUCUACUUUCUUCGAUAAAACUAGCACUUGACUCAUAAAGAGCACGAUCUCAAUACAUUUUACUGUAUGUAAUUUUUGAUAAUCUAUGUAUAAGAUAUUCAUUUUAGUAUUUAUAUGAAUGGAAUUAUGGAUGGAGUAUUACAAUAUUUUUUUUACAGCUUAACCUGCAAUUACUUAAUACGUUUAGCUGUACUUUUAAAUGCAGGUUUAAGUGUUGAUUGCUAUAAAAAUAGUAUAUGGUAAUUGUGACUUAAAAUAAAAUUGAUGCAUGCAAGUGCACACUACUUAAGUCACAUGGAUUGUUGUGUAUUAAUUAUUGUUUAUUUCGAGUAAUAAAUUUAUUUAUUACUUUCGUUAAAAUUUGCUAUAAAUAUUUCAGAUAUAAACCGUUGCAUUUACAGUACCAAAUGCUACAUAGCAAUGACAAUGUACUGUUUUUGUAUACUUUAUGAUGGGAUUUGCAAUAAGAAUCGAAAAAAAUAUUUUUCCUUUUUAUUUUUUUUUUCUUAUAUUAAAGCUUUUUUCAAAAUUUAUAAGCAAUAUUGUGGUUGAUUAAAGAAUAUUAAAUGUACGUUAUGCUAUCAUAACUAUGGUGCCGACAUAUUGAAUUAUUGUUUAAGUCAUAUUUGAAGAAAUGCAUCGUUUUUUUUUCUAUUUAUGUUGUGAUGUUGGUCUUCCACGUGUUUUAAUAUAACAAUUAAACAUUUUUUUUAUAAAUGGAUAUCUACUUAUUUAAUUUAAAUCUUAUUGUGUACAGUUGUUUAUGUUAAGCAGAGUGGUUUGAGUUUGACCGUGUCUAUUCGGUUAGGUCGAAUUUGGGUUGACGGAUUUAAUUUAAUAUGUAACGCAUACGCGUAUUUGCAAAAUGGUAUCCGUAAUUUCUGCUUCGUAAUUAUAAUAGUCGUAACGCCAACCACACACUGUCAAGUGUACAGCGCGCUUUGGGAUGUCAGCAGCAGUGUUGUCACUUUUUAAAUUUUCCAAGUUUUGGGACAAUUUAUGUUUAAAAUUAGAAACUUUAUUAUUACGAUAAAAAUGCUUAAUUAUUGAAUAAUAUUUUUUUAAAUAUUUUUUCUGUUUAUAAUAUUAUAAUGCUUACACGCACAUUUCGGAUCAGACGGUAUUUUUAAAAUACACUGUAUAGUGCUUCUGCCUUUGGGCCCAAUUAGGCAAUGCUUCUCGCUCGCCCGAACCCCCCGGUGAUGCCACUGAGGUUCCAUUAAAGAGCCUACGGCACUUACACAAUCAAAAUUAUAAAAGUUGCAGACUUGACACUUUACUUGACCGUGUGUAGCUGGCGUAACCUAAUUGUAAAUGUAGAUGGAUCGAUUAAUUUUGUAUGAAACCUGUCAUUCCACAUUCGACCAUGCGUGACGAUCUUUUGGAAAUGGUACAAUAGAGUUUUUUUUUUUUAGUGAAUACAGAGCCUUAAUAUGUCUUCUUACUAAGUUAGUUAGUAAGUUGUGUAGUGAUUUUCAAACAUAAAUAAUAAUUAUAUCAACCGAUCAUCGUUUACGGAAAUCAGCUCAAAUCAUUAACGACAUUAGAUAAAUCAAUAUUUAUAUAUUAACAAUCUCAAUGUAAAUAAUAAUAAUUAGUUUAUUGUCUAUAGAUGUAAGCGUUACCGGCUCUCAAAGUAAUUAGGAGUUCUUUCUUUUAUGUAGACACUAAUAAUAAUGAAAUUGUGCAUUUUGUCUAUGUAUUCAACACGUUUUGGCCAAUACAAAUGAUUAUAUGUAUAUAUAUAGAGGGUGUUUUAUUUAUAUGCAACUGUAUUGUUGUUUCCUUAAUCGGAUGUAGGUCUGUUUGUGGUUUCCACUGAGACUGAAUAGCUAAUUUUUAAAAUAUAAAACAUAAAUUUAGUGUCUAUGAAUGAGCUGUGUAAUCUUGCAACAUCUUUGUUUCAAGAGUUCAAUGAACUGUUUUAUAUAAAUAAAACACGCUGUAAUUCUUACAAAAUUGUAUUUUAAUAAAUGAUCUCUUUUUGGCGUACUAUAUAAUUAUUAUGUAUUAUAUAAUUGCUUUAGGAGUCUGGAAGUGAAGAGAAUUUAUUAAUAAAAAUUAAAUAAUAAUAAUAAUACAAUGUCUAUAACGUAAGAGAUAUUUUCGCACUGUUAAAUCUAUCUUUGAUAGCGUAGUUUGGUACUAAUGAAACGAAAAAUUAAAACAAAAUUUUUGGAUGUCUUUUUUUUUUAAUAUUCGGCGUUAAUCUGUGUAAUGAAUAAAUGUUGGUAUCAAUUCCGGUGUAGAAAAGUAAUUGCAGUUCAGUAUUUUUUUUAAAUGAAGAAUAAAUUAUCAUAUCCCUUUUGUUAGUUUUGAUAGUCAGUAUGUCAUAUCCCUGAACUCAUUUUCAUAUAUCCUAAGUCUCUAAAGACAUCCCUUCAUGAGUCAGUUUUGCAGUUCGUUUUGAUACACUACAGUUUCUAUCGUCAUAUCCCUAAGUAAAUUUUGCAGUUAUUUUUUAUACACUUCCGAGUCUUAAACAUCCUGAGUCAGUUUUGCAAUUCCUUUUGAUUCCCUUGCGUCUCUAUCGUCAUAUCCCCGAGUCAGUUUUGCAAUUCUUUUUGAUUCCUUUGAGUCUCUAUCGUCAUAUCCCCGAGUCAGUUUUGCAAUUCCUUGCGAUUCCCUUGUGUCUCUAUCGUCAUAUCCCUGAGUCAGUUUUGCAAUUCUUUUUGAUUCCCUUGCGUCUCUAUCGUCAUAUUCCCGAGUCAGUUUAGCAAUUCCUUUUGAUUCCCUUGCGUCUCUAUCGUCAUAGCCCUGAGUCAGUUUUGCAAUUCUUUUUGAUUCCCUUGCGUCUCUAUCGUCAUAUCCCCGAGUUAGUUUUGCAACUCCUUUUGAUUCACUGGAGUCUUUAUCGUCAUAUCCCUGAGUAGGGUUUGCAGUUAGUUUAAAACACUUGAAUUGAUACUAAUGUUUUGUGUAGUCAAUUUGUUGAAAUCAUUGCUGGCACAUAUUAUAAGCUUUAUUGUUACCAUAAUAUAGUAAUAUUGUCAUAUACAGUUAAAUUACAAAUAGAAGGCCGAAUUCCGCCAAUCAAUAAUAACAUUCAUAUAUCGUUCUCUCUUGCAGUGGUGGUAAACUUGUACGAGCAAUAGAUGUAAUAGAUAUUUACACACAGAUUCACAUAUUCUUCUUUGUGGUGUCUAAGAAUAAUUUUCGGUGUGACGUCACAUCUUGUACUUCGUCAUAGACACCACAGAGCGGUGUGUAAAUGUGCGCAAGGUAAAAAAAUUUUUACUUAUACAGAUAUUAUUGAGAGUUCUUCUGCAAGCUUUUUCUUUUUUAAAUGAUAAUAAUACCCUACGUGGUUAUAUUUUCUGUUCUUUUUUUAUGUAGAUAUCGAUUCGAUUCGAGCGAACUUGUUAGUAGGUAUACAUCGAAACGAAUUUUUUAUUUCGUAAGAGAAAUAACGAGCAUUAUGAGAAAUUACGGUCUAUGGAUAUAUAAAAUAUUUGUCACACUUUUGGUAGCUUUUCGUUUUUCACACAUUAUAAUCUAACUUAUUUAUAUUAAAAAAUUAAUGUCGAUAUGCAGAAUAAAAUAACGUGCCAUUGGAUUUACUUUAAAAAUUCAAUAUGUUUUUAACAUUCAAAAUCAUUAAUUUCUAUUUCAAAAAAUCCGAUUCUUUUAAAAAAAAAUUUUUACACCCACAUAUCUACACAACGUAACUUUUCGCUUUUCAUUUUAUUAUGAGUAAUUUAAUAACAAUUUAAAAAAAAAAAACAAUUGAUGUUUAAAUCAUUCAUUGAUAUUUAUUUAAACAUUAUAAUUUAUUUACAAGAUAAUGUGUAUUAUUUAGAUACAUAUUGCACAAUUAUUGUAAUUUGUUGAUGAAUUUUAUUUAAUUACGACUAUUUCUGGGUGUUAACAAUCGCUUUUUUUAAGUAAUGAUAUGUUUCAUUUCACUUUAGUGUCAGGUUUUAGUUUUUAAAACAUUAACUUUUAUUUUGAUUUUACAUAAUAAAUAAUAACUUAAGUAUUAUAAUCCAUUUUCUGUUGCAAUAUGACACGAUUAUACAAUUUAUAUUUCGCUUGUGAUUGUUUGUAGUGAUGUUUCAAUUUGCUUUAAUAUUGUCCCGUACAUUUAAGUUUGUUUUAAUGGAGAUGUUAAUAUGUUGAAUGGUAUGGAUGUCUUUCAGUGUGUUAGCAUAAUAACAAAUAUGAAAACCCUAAUGCUGCGUAUUACAAGUGCCUUAUUGACUUUCAGAACUUAGUUAUAGAACAAGAGUUUGUCAUUAAUGAUUGCUAGACUUUCCUAAUUUUAUGAAACUGCAAGUUUGUUAGCCUGUUACCAUGGGUAAGUACAGAAAUAGUGGCGUAGCCUUGGAGGGGCACAAAUAUAUCCUAAAGAUUUCUCACAAAAGAAACGAAAAUGCUCGCUUAAAAUAAAUAUGACUUGUGACUUGACUAUGUAGGAUGUUUCCAACUUUUGGGCGCACGCUUAACCAAGGAAAAAAAGAGAUUCCUUUUUUUACUUUUGGCAUUUCUGAAGUGAAAACUUUUUGUUUUUUUCCCUGACAGUACUAGAUGUGAGGGAUUACAUUUUACUACUUUUUGCUGUAUAGUAGGCAACUAGCGAGUUUAGACCGUUGUGGCUUUGAUAAUUGAGGGUCUGGUACCUUUCAAGCAUUCUAUCUUCCUAAGCCACCAUGUCUCAAACUCUCAUCUGCCUCGUUAGACGUUACCCCUCUGUCAAAGCAAAGUAUAUGGUCAAGAUCUAACGCGUUUAUAAAAACUAUCUCUUAUUAAUCGAUGUUUCAUUGUUGUAAUAGUUUUCGUCGUUUAAAGAGCUCCCUAAAAAUGCUGAGUUGUCUAGAUAUUUUUUUAAACAGUCAGUAACUUCUAGUUUAUUAAAAGAUGAAGUUAGGUACGUCUCAUUUGUAAAUAUUUGGUCUGAGUUCAUAAUCCAUAGAUGCCUAUUAGGCAUAGGCAUCUAUGGACACACUUACCUAUGGUAGGAGUAUCAGCUGACAACCUUUUGUGCAUUUAUAAAACGAAAGUCUGACAUUCACAGGCUCUUUGUCCAUUACUAUGUAAUACGGAGUUGAUUUUGUAUAAUACAAUUGUUGUAAAAUCUCAAUUUUGUAUAGUUCAAAGUUAACUCAAUAAUUUAAUUUGACAAGAUGUUCACUUUGUAUAAGGCUGCAAAGGUUGUAUUCAGAUUUAACAACACUAAUACAGUUCUAGGCUUUGUCAGUCAAUAAACUGUAAUAGGCAAACCCUUUUAGACUGAACUAACUUUGUUGCUUAUAAACAAGUUAUAUAAUGUUGUAUUUUAAGAAUAAUUAGCUAUUAUUUCAAAAAGGACAUUUUGAAUGAAGCAUUUCAUAUUCGUUAUUUAUUACUUUCUAAAUAAGGCAUUAGUCUAAUUGUUUAGUCAAAUGGCAUACAUGUAAAUAUCUUGUUUAGACAGUUUAUUUAGAUUUAAGUGUUCAAUUUUAAUGUACCUAUUACUAGAUUGAAUUAGACAAAAUGACCUUUAAGAGAAAUAUCUGAAACAUUAAUCACAUAGGAGAAGUUUUUUAAAACAUUUAUGAAUCCAACUGAAUGGACCAAUAAAUAGCGAUUUAGUGAUUGUACCCAAUCAAAGACAACAGAGAUGAUAAACUCACCCUGUGCAGGUAGACAACCGACACAUAGAAAUGUGGACAGAUUGUUCAAGCAUAUUGGAUCAUUGUACGAACUUAUGUUAAAACAUAAAAACCUCGAAAGCA
Molecule: messenger RNA, 15378 nt
Organism: Bicyclus anynana (squinting bush brown)
Lineage: Eukaryota; Metazoa; Arthropoda; Insecta; Lepidoptera; Nymphalidae
Gene: cic
Exons: 30
Coding region: 509-5686 (1725 amino acids)
Biological process (GO): regulation of transcription by RNA polymerase II
Cellular component (GO): nucleus
Molecular function (GO): DNA-binding transcription factor activity, RNA polymerase II-specific; RNA polymerase II transcription regulatory region sequence-specific DNA binding
Source: RefSeq, a predicted model, not a curated record